Molecule: messenger RNA, 925 nt
Organism: Propithecus coquereli (Coquerel's sifaka)
Lineage: Eukaryota; Metazoa; Chordata; Mammalia; Primates; Indriidae
Gene: CMTM6
Product: CKLF-like MARVEL transmembrane domain containing 6
Exons: 4
Coding region: 124-675 (183 amino acids)
Cellular component (GO): membrane
Source: RefSeq, a predicted model, not a curated record
GAAGCUGGGGAGGAGGCCCAGGAAGUGACGGCCUUCUGCGCUCCCGGGGACUUCUGGAGUUAGCGAAGUCCGCGAAGUCAGUGACGCUGCUGCUGCGGCCGUCGCGUUCCCCGGCCCUGGGCGAUGGAGAACGGAGCGGUGUACAGCCCCACCACGGAGGAGGAUCCGGGCCCCGUCAGAGGCCCCCGGAGCGGCCUCGCCGCCUACUUCUUCCAGGGCCGGCUCCGUUGGUACCGGCAAGUUCUCAAAGGCUUGCAGCUGUUGCUGUCUCUGCUGGCCUUUAUCUGUGAAGAAAUUGUAUCACAGUGUACUUUGUGCGGAGGACUUUACAUUUUUGAAUUUGUAAGCUGCAGUGCCCUUCUUCUGAGUCUCCUUAUGUUGGUGGUGUAUUGCACUCCCAUUUAUGACAGAAUUGAUGCCAACAAAGUAAAAUUAUUGGAUUUUUACAUUACUUUGGCAACAGGAUGUUUAUUUUUGCUGGCAUCCAUCAUUUUUGUUUCCACGCAUGACAAGACCGCAGCUGAAUAUGCUGCAAUUGUGUUUGGAUUUAUAGCAAGUUUUAUGUUCCUGCUUGACUUUGUUGUUAUGUUCACUGAAAGACGACAGGAGUCCCAGAGGAGAAAACCUGAGAAUACCCCUAGGACAGAACCUCUCACUGAACCACUUAAUGCUUAAGGACCCUGGAAAGCAGUUGUUAUGUAAGGUAGUGAUUUUGUGUUGUGAUGCCUGAGCCCCGGCAGAAGCUCUUGGAGAAUUUGUGUAAUUGUUUAAACCACUUCUUUUGGAGAACAGGAGGAAAGGCAGGAAGGCAGUUUUAUCAAUAUUGUGUCAGUCACCACAAAUUAGAUGGUUUAAAAAAUAAUUUUAAUUAAAAAAAAAUAAUGGUUAAAAUAUAGAUCAAAUGGAGACUUGGGGGUGGGUGGGA